Molecule: messenger RNA, 3989 nt
Organism: Bombus impatiens (common eastern bumble bee)
Lineage: Eukaryota; Metazoa; Arthropoda; Insecta; Hymenoptera; Apidae
Product: G protein-activated inward rectifier potassium channel 3
Exons: 10
Coding region: 1404-3467 (687 amino acids)
Biological process (GO): regulation of monoatomic ion transmembrane transport; potassium ion import across plasma membrane
Cellular component (GO): plasma membrane
Molecular function (GO): inward rectifier potassium channel activity
Source: RefSeq, a predicted model, not a curated record
GCUGCUUUAAUUUCGUUAAAGUACUGAACUCGUGCAUCAAUUAAACGUGUCAUAAAUGCAUAAAUAUUCCCAGUCCAUUUCAAUUAAACAGAACCCUUAAAUCUGCACGGUCAUGAAAACGUAUCGGCAUCGCCAAUGGCGAAAAGCUUAUCCGAAAGCUUGAUGAAGAGACGUUUCGACAAAUAUAAAUGAUGCACCGGUGCAACGACUUGUUUCGGUGCGGUGUCUCUUGUCAUCGAGGCUCCAUCUCUAGCGAAUGGAACGAAUCUUACGGAUUCUCCGUACGUUGCCAAAUUGGCUAGCGCGAAGACAAAAGGGAAAUCGCCAAGAGCAAGGGUCGAAGUAGAAUCGUUUCAGUGUCGGCUGAGCCUCGGUUCGUUAACGUACUCGAUAAUUGGACGAACACCCUCAGCAACUUUAGUCGACGAUCGCCAGCGCCCCUUUCCCUCUUCUUCUUCUUCCGCGCUACCUUGGAUUUUUUUCAAUGAUUUCACCCGGUGACGCGACGUUCUUAUAAAUAGUCCGGCAAAGUGCGUAAAUCAGUGCCCCGUUGCCUCGUGAAAGUUACUCCAGAAAUUUCUUUUCUUUUUCAUUUUCCCACCAGAAAACGAGUUCCUCCCUUCUCGCGAUAAAAGAUGAGAACGAACAGUGGCGAAUUUGUUUAAGAAACACCAGGAUAAAAUAUAAGGGAAAUCGGUGUGAAGUGAACGAUUUGGAGAUUUUAUUGUGAGUGAAAGUGACAUAGUGAAGUGAACAUAGAAGCGAGUGUGCGCGGGAAUAUCGAAAAGAUCGGAGGAUGUGAUUCGAAGGGGUCACAGGGCAGAGAAAACGCGGCAAGAUCGAGAAGCGGAUGUGGUGCAAACGAUUGAUCUGGAUUUUCCAAUGGCUCUGGACAGGCUGCGAUAUUUGGCUCUGACGAUGAGUUCUUUAUUCGUUGUGCUUUAAGAGCAUCCGCUGGUGCGGUUCUCGGCCCCCCGCUCGAAGGUGGCUUAAACUUAGACGCCGAAAUUCCGCUGCAACUCGGGUCGAAAUACGAGUUGGAUUCUAAGCGUGCUCAACACUGAGUCGUUGUUCGAGAAACACAGAUUUUUUCUGUGUCUUCGUAGUCUUUCUUUUUUUUUUUUUUUUUUUUUUUUAUAACACAUAUCGCGAGUAGCUGGCACUAAAUAAGAUAGCAAAGUCCACGCGUGUGGCUAGAUCUACAAGCAUUUAUUUUUACCGAUCACCGACCUUUCGUUGUCACGUUGCAAAGCAAAGAAAGAGAGGAAAAAAGAGAGAAAGAUGAUAUUUAAUCCGAUCGAUCGGUCAAUGAUGACCAGUUAAAAUAAUUAUCUGCACGAAUAGAGUGAGAGAUAAAAAUCCGGUGUGUCCUUUGAAGAGAGAAAAGCAGAAGAAGAGAAAGAAUGGAUGGAUCGACGUUAAAAACACUUUCACCGAGUUCCUCGGGAUCCGGAAAGAUCCACUUGGGCGAGGGAAUGGCGUUAUCCGGCCUACGGAGAGCGUUGUCUCAAGUGUCGAUGCUGGUCGUUAAGGCGACCACGUCAGGGGAAGCUGCUUGGAGGGAAGAAUUGCAGAAUAUGCACGAAGCACCUUCGAGAUUGACUGUAUUUCCAACAAAGAGUUACGACAACACCGUAUACCGGCAAACAAGAUUCAGCUCGCGACGGAUACGCAAAAGAGUGGUUUUCAAGCACGGCGAUUGCAAUGUCGUACAAGGAAAUGUCGCCAAGAGACGGCGCCGUUACCUUCAGGAUAUUUUCACGACGCUGGUGGACGCACAAUGGCGUUGGACUCUCCUGGUGUUCUCCAUGAACUUCCUAUUGUCAUGGCUCGGUUUCGCCCUGAUAUGGUGGCUGAUAGCGUACAGCCACGGCGACCUCGACCUGGAAAAUCAGAACAAUCCAAACAUAACGUUCACCCCGUGCAUCAGGGAGAUUCGUGGAUUCACCAGUUCCUUCCUAUUUUCCAUCGAGACGCAGCACACGAUCGGGUACGGGUCGAAACAUCCAACAGACGAGUGUCCAGAGGCCGUGUUCGUGAUAUGUAUCCAGUCAAUGACAGGUGUGAUCCUGCAGGCCUUCAUGGUCGGCAUAGUUUUCGCGAAACUAUCCCGGCCAAAGAAGAGAACGCAGACGUUGCUGUUUUCAAGGAACGCUGUGAUCUGUCAGAGGGAUGGACAACCCUGUUUGAUGUUCCGUGUCGGUGACAUGAGGAAGAGUCACAUCAUCGAGGCUCACGUCAGAGCCCAGAUGAUCAAAAGGAAGGUUACCAGAGAAGGAGAACUGCUGCCGUUCUUCCAAACAGAAUUGAAAGUGGGCGGCGAUGGCGAGGAGGACAAGAUAUUCUUUAUUUGGCCAACGACGAUCGUUCACAAGAUCGACGAAAAGUCGCCUCUUUAUCAUAUAUCAGCCAGCGAUAUGCUCAGGGAACGAUUCGAGAUUAUCGUCAUGUUGGAAGGUGUCAUCGAAUCAACUGGCAUGACGACUCAAGCCAGGAGCUCGUACCUGCCCUCUGAAAUUUUAUGGGGACACAGAUUUGAACACAUAAUCACGUUCAAAAAGGAGACUGGGGAAUACGAAGUGAACUAUUCCUUGUUCAACAAUACCUACGAGGUUGACACACCGUUAUGCUCAGCGGCUGAUUUGGACAAACUUAGGACGAUGCAGCGAUCGAAAGGAGGUAUUUCAGAACGUGCGAGCAACAGCGGAUUCGCUCAUUAUCGCGAUGCGUCGAGCAGUUCUUUGACCACCGGAUCCGGUUCCAGCCUAGCGUCGUCAACAGGCGGAUUGCACAUGAACGUGCCGAUGACGCUCACUCCGAUUCCAGUUAUGAUCACCGGCCCUGACGGUUCUCUUAGACGCGAGAGCAUGCAAAGCGCGCAAACUGACUUAAAGCAGUCCAUAUUUUACACGCAAAACGAGUUCCUGGACGGUGAUCCGCACGUUUUAAAUCAUUAUUCCCACGAGGAAUUAAGAAACCAAGAGGAUUAUGAUCGUGUAUUGGAAGAUAUAAACGCGACCUUAAGGAAAAAUCGGGCACCGAGUAAGGAAGACAGAAGAAUACACAGAGAACCGUCCAAGUGUACCUUAGACUCUAGGAAGAGCGAGUCGAGAGACACGAUAAAGAGAUCCAGUUCUAGGACGACGAUGGAUCAAGUUCCAGUUAUCAGCUCCCUAUCGAAAUCACCAUCGCGACAGCAUUUAGAUCCCAGACAUACCAAGUUCGCGGAAUCCUCGGAAGCGUAUCGCGAACCUUCGCCUCAUCCUCUCACCUCCUCGAGGUCCAGCCUGGGAGAGAAUCACAAGAGCCCGCAGAAAAAGACCAGCUUCAUCUUAGGCGACGUCGAACACCACGUGAUAGAUAUGGAGCCUAUGAAGGAGUUUCCCUCUCGGAACGCGUUGGAGGGCGAUUCAUCCAAAACGAAUCAUCUCCCUAGGCACGCUGUUUUCUAUCAGGAACAGGUGUAGGUGAGCAAACGUGGACCAUCGUUAACCACUUAACGCACGUAUUUAACGUGAUAUGUGUAUUUGAAGAUUGGGUUUCACUGAAUUAAUUGUUUUUGACAUCGAUCUUUGUGGAUUGAAAAACUACAGUAUUUUAUAAAUAAAGAUAUCCAUAUUGGUUCUAGUUUGAGCGAUUAUUAUAUGCAUUCAAGCUAUAGUAUCUUAUAUAUUUAAUUUAUACGAUAAUUUAUAUGAAUUAUGAAAGGUGUCCAUAUAUGUCAUAAAGAAACAUGUUGUGUAUAUAAUUGCAUUUUCGCUUGUUUUCCACUAUAUUGUAAUAAAUUUCCAUUAAUAAAUAAAGGAAUGAUCUGUGCGUUAAGGGGUUAAGGAGUUAAGUAGAAGGCUUAUGAGAAGACUUAUUUUAGUCUAGAGAAUUUCUUUUCUAGAAGAACCGCAAGAGGUUUGAUAUUAGCUUCCUCGUAUAUAUUGACAAAGAAUUUUCUUCAAACGAAUAUAGCUGAAUUGUACAGACUCUUGUACGUUUCG